Triticum aestivum (bread wheat) is the source of this 1114-nucleotide messenger RNA. Its product is annotated as CASP-like protein 2B1. NCBI's taxonomy places the organism in Eukaryota, Viridiplantae, Streptophyta, Magnoliopsida, Poales, Poaceae. The coding region runs from base 30 to 707 and encodes 225 amino acids. The record is from RefSeq and is a predicted model, not a curated record. The transcript has a single exon.
CACUUUCAGUGGAACUCUUCCCCUAUAAAAUGGCCAUGGAGAAGAACUUCGUGGAGCCAGCACUCGUCUCAAGUCUCAACGACAACGAGCCUCCCACACGCGCACUUCUAGACGUGGGUGUCAUGGCAGCCAUGGCGGGUCCGGCGGAGAGGAAGAUGAAGGUGUGGGAGCUGGUGCUGCGGUGCCUCGUCGGCGGCUUCGGCGCGGUGGCGGCGGCGCUGGUGGUCACCGACAGCCAGACCCGGACCUUCUUCUCCCUCGAGCGGAGGGCCAAGUACACCGACAUGAAGGCGCUGGUGCUCCUGGUGGCCGCCAACGGCGCUGCCGUCGGGUACAGUCUGCUGCAGGCGGCGCGCUGCGCCGUGGCGAUGGCGAGGGGAGGCGGCGCGCUGGUCAUGAGCAGCAGGGCGCUCGCCUGGUCGGUCUUCUCCGGCGACCAGCUGCUGGCGUACGCGAUGCUGGCCGCGACGGCGGCGGCGCUGCAGUCGUCGCUCCUCGGGAAGCUCGGCCAGCCGGAGCUGCAGUGGAUGGGGAUCUGCGGCCUCUACGGCGCCUUCUGUAGGCAGGUCGGCGCGGGCAUCGCGUGCGCCGUCGUCGCGGGGCUCGCCGCCGUGCUCCUCGCAUCCUUCUCCGCGUUCAACCUGUUUCGCCUCUACGGCGGCAACAAGGGGAGCAGUAGUACUAGAAACGGCUCAACGUGGUACUAGGAUAGAAAGUCAAGUCAGUGAAGAUAAAAUCGAUCUCAGCUACUUCAGAUUUCAGAAUGUAGAGUGGAUCAUGAGAUCGAUCGGUGAAUCUUUUUUUAACUUUUCUUGGUGUGACUCAACAAACUGGACUGAAGACAUCGAUCCUAAAGCAUUGCGGCUCCUAGGUUAGGACUUCAGAUCUUGGUGUUCUGCACCAAAAUACGUAGUUCCCUUUCCAAUUACAAUCAAAAUAUGGUGUUGGCCUGAAGCUGGUGUAUAUGUGAAAGAUCCCCCUUUUGGUAGAGCACACACUAGCGCACUACCGCAAGGCACGCGUGCUGGUAGUCCACUGACCCUUCGGGAAAAGAAGAUCAUGAUGUAAAUCGCAGCGAAAGGUUUAAUACGCAACAUUGUGUAUCAUUUCAUUG